AUGGCGGGGCGGCGGCGGCGAGCGCUGCUGCUGCGCUGGCUCCUGCUGGGGCUACUGGGAGGAGGCGGUGGUGGUCAGCCCGGCGGCGGCGAGUAUUGCCACGGCUGGGUGGACGGGCAGGGAGGUUACCACGAAGGCUUCCAGUGCCCCGAGGGCUUCGACACGGCGGCCGCCACCAUCUGCUGCGGCUCCUGCGCCCUGCGCUACUGCUGCGCCGCCGCCGAGGCCCGCCUGGAGCAGGGCGGCUGCACCAACGACCGGGAGCCCCCGGACCCGGGAGUCACCGCCCAACCGAUCUACGUCCCGUUCCUCAUUGUCGGAUCAAUAUUUAUCGCCUUCAUUAUCGUGGGCUCUCUGGUGGCCGUUUAUUGCUGCACGUGCCUAAGACCCAAACAACCCUCGCAGCCGAUACGGUUUUCUCUGCGGAGCUACCAGACCGAGACUCUCCCCAUGAUCCUGGCCUCCACGAGCUUCAGGACGCCGUCGAGGCAGUCCAGUACGGCCACCAGCUCCAGCUCCACCGGCGGCUCCGUUCGCAGGUUCUCCUUUCCCCGGGCAGAGCCAGGCUGCCUGGUGGCAUCCCCACCUCCUCCAUACACCUCUGGCUGCUUCCAGGCAGCCCACCCCGUCCACCUCACCCAGCCCUCGGGAUUUCUGGUGUCGCCGCCGUACUUUGGGUAUCCCCUCCAGCCAGAGCCCGCCCUGGCUGGGAAAAGCUGCUCUGAUUUUAGUCAGAGCUGAAAGGAAGGAACGGCGCUUUGGGAGGCUGCUGCUGGGUGUCCCCCCCGACACGCUGUGGGGCUGCAGAAGUCAGAACCGUUCCCGGGGGUGAGUUGCCCUUGAAAAAGCGCAAGGUCUCGUUUGGGGAUCUCGUUCCCCAAACUUGGAUCACACUUAGGAAUGAAUUGUUAAACGUUCCAAACUUAGUUGCUCUAAAAAAGUGACUGCUCUUGUGGUUCGGUCUAAUUCGAGCAGAACGUGUUCGGUCUAAUUUGCGCAGAACGUGUUCGGAGACGAGUAGAAAAACUGUUUUGGGAUAAAAUUACUCAUUUCGCGGCGUUACAAGUGUCAUUUUAACCCUAAGUGCUAUUAACUUAGUUAACAAAUGGUGGCUGCGUCCCACUGAUAAUAAUCAGCCUAGUUCUAUAAAGCAGCAAUAAGCCUGAGAAGUAAAAGAGGAACUAAACUAAAGAGAAGAGUUUGUGGAUCCCAGCAACAGCUGGCUGCUUCCCACUUCCCUGAGCAAUGGAAAUAAGAGGAAGCAUUUUACCAUAGAUAUCAAAUUAUGUGGGGUUUUUAAAGUACACAUAAUAUACCUGAACUUACGCUGCAUAUUUCUAUUAGUAAACUUUAACUACGAUAGAUAAAACUAAGUACAAAUUAUGCUAGUUGAAAACAUGCCAAUCCCAAGCAGCCAAAUCAUUAUCUAUGAGAAAAGCAGAAUGUAUUCAGCAAUAUCACUAAUGAUUUCUCCGCAUAAAAUUCUAAAACUGGCCUUAUAUUAAAGCAUAUUUCAGAAGGAAGUAUUUAUUGUUGGCUUUUUGCUCAGCAACGUCUAAGUUGGACAAACCGAUGGUAAAGUUCUAUUUGUAAAAUUAGCCAUGUAUAAAAUGUAAAGACAAGCUUGUAAUUUAAAAUGUAUUUACAGCAUUGACAAGACUAAUUAUUUAGUAGUCACACACACACAAAAAUAUCAAUAAACUGUGUGUUUGAAA
Molecule: messenger RNA, 1715 nt
Organism: Calidris pugnax (ruff)
Lineage: Eukaryota; Metazoa; Chordata; Aves; Charadriiformes; Scolopacidae
Gene: SHISA3
Product: shisa family member 3
Exons: 2
Coding region: 1-741 (246 amino acids)
Source: RefSeq, a predicted model, not a curated record